GCACUCCCAAGGCUGAACCAGUGCCACGUUUGUCAGAGGAAACGAAGGAACAGCAGGGAUGGAUGACGUCUAUAAAGCAGCGGUUGAGAACUUGACAGAGGAGCAGAAAAAUGAGUUUAAGGCUGCCUUUGACAUCUUCAUCCAAGAUGCAGAGGACGGCUGCAUCAGCACUAAGGAACUGGGAAAGGUGAUGAGGAUGCUGGGGCAAAAUCCGACGCCUGAAGAACUGCAGGAGAUGAUCGAUGAGGUGGAUGAAGAUGGCAGCGGCACAGUUGACUUUGAUGAGUUCUUGGUUAUGAUGGUCCGCUGCAUGAAGGAGGAGAGCAAAGGAAAAUCAGAAGAGGAGCUGGCCGAACUUUUCCGCAUGUUUGACAAGAACGGAGAUGGUUACAUAGAUCUGGAGGAGCUUAAGUCCAUGCUCGAGUCUACUGGAGAAUCCAUCACUGAAGAUGACAUCGAGGAGCUGAUGAAGGAUGGAGAUAAAAACAAUGAUGGCAAAAUUGAUUAUGAUGAGUUCCUGGAGUUCAUGAAAGGUGUUGAAUAAAGGAUUCAGAUGGAGGCCACAAAAUGCUGAAUUAUUUUUAUUCUGCUGCUGGAUUAAGUCCUUCAGAUACUGUAGGCCUCUGUUCACUGUGCGCCAUACAUCUUCAGUGGGCAUGUGUCAUUUCUUUCUGGAAACAACUUCAGUGAAGGGCCAAGAUUGUUUUACAAAUCCCCAGUACACAAACACGAUUUUAAAUAAAACUAUUUUC
Messenger RNA from Phycodurus eques (leafy seadragon), 752 nucleotides. Its product is annotated as troponin C, slow skeletal and cardiac muscles-like. The record is from RefSeq and is a predicted model, not a curated record. Lineage: Eukaryota; Metazoa; Chordata; Actinopteri; Syngnathiformes; Syngnathidae. Gene Ontology annotation, molecular function: calcium ion binding. Gene Ontology annotation, cellular component: myosin II complex.